This is a messenger RNA of Acaulospora colombiana, 326 nucleotides long. The record is from the annotation of a GenBank genome assembly. NCBI's taxonomy places the organism in Eukaryota, Fungi, Glomeromycota, Glomeromycetes, Diversisporales, Acaulosporaceae.
AUGGAAGAGAACACCGAACUCAAGAGCAGAAUCGAUGAGUUGGAGAAAAAUAGGACAGAUGCUGUUGCCGAGAACGUUGAACUUGGAGUUAGAGUUGUAAAAUUAGAACAGGAUAUAGAUGAACUUAAAAAAGAAUUGGAAUCUAAGAAAAAUCGUAAAUUUCAGGAAAAAUGUAUUCUAAUAGCCCAGAUACUUCUUAACGAGGAACCUAUGGUUGAAUAUCGACCAUCUUUUAUGGAAGGAUUAGAACUUGAUGCCUUCUUCCGAAGUAAUAGAAUUGCAUUAGAGGUUCAAGGAGCUCAACAUCGGCUUCAUAACACCAGCUG